Propithecus coquereli (Coquerel's sifaka) is the source of this 1395-nucleotide messenger RNA. Its product is annotated as thioredoxin reductase 3-like. Bases 1 to 1395 code for a protein of 464 amino acids. Gene Ontology annotation, molecular function: flavin adenine dinucleotide binding; glutathione-disulfide reductase (NADPH) activity. The record is from RefSeq and is a predicted model, not a curated record. Gene Ontology annotation, cellular component: cytosol; mitochondrion. The transcript has 13 exons. Gene Ontology annotation, biological process: glutathione metabolic process; cellular response to oxidative stress; cell redox homeostasis. NCBI's taxonomy places the organism in Eukaryota, Metazoa, Chordata, Mammalia, Primates, Indriidae.
AUGGCCUCCAGCGAGCGGACUCGGCUCCAAAGCAACCAGGCAGGACGCCACGCUGCGGGCGCCGCCGGCACAAGCCAACAAGAACGCAUGCUAUUGGCCGCCGCUGGAGGCUCGGCCAAUCAGGCGGCGCGGCGGCGCGGUGUUGGCGGCACCUGCGUCAACGUCGGCUGUAUCCCGAAGAAACUGAUGCAUCAGGCCGCCCUUUUGGGGCAGGCCUUGCGUGACUCGAAGAAGUUCGGCUGGGAGUACGAUGAGCAAGGUAAUUUUUCGUUGCAGGUUAAAGAACUCUUUAAUUCUUUGGGAGUCGAAUAUAACGUCCUGGAACUUGAUAAAGUCGAUGAUGGGGUCAGCAUUCAAGAAGUCCUAUCAGGAAUCACUAAUCACAGAAGCCUGCCCAGUGUUUUUGUGAAUAAAUUCCACUUGGGUGGAAGUCACCGUACAUUCCAGAAACUGAUGCAUCAGGCCGCCCUUUUGGGGCAGGCCUUGCGUGACUCGAAGAAGUUCGGCUGGGAGUACGAUGAGCAAGCCCCGCCGUGGUGCCGCGAUCAGUAUUUUGUGACGGCUUCUGGCUUCCGGGCAACCAACAGAAAAGGAGUGGAAACUUACUGCACCGCGGCAAAGUUUGUGAUAGCCACAGGCGAGAGACCACGGUAUUUAGGAAUCCAAGGAGAUAAAGAAUACUGUAUUACCAGCGACGACCUUUUCUCUCUGACUCACUGCCCUGGCAAGACACUGGUGGUGGGCGGCUCCUGCGUGGCCCUGGAGUGCGCAGGGUUUCUUGCCGGCCUCGGCCUGGAGGUCACGGUCAUGACGCGCUCGAUCCUCCUCCGUGGCUUCGACCAAGAGAUGGCGGAGAAAGUGGGUUCCUACAUGGAACAGCAUGGCGUCAAAUUCAUAAGAAAAUUCGUGCCUGUGAUGGUUCAACAGUUGGAGGCAGGUUCACCUGGAAAGCUGAAAGUAGUGGCCAAGUCCACCGAAGGAUCAGAAACCAUCGAUGGAGUAUACAACACCGUUUUGCUAGCGAUUGGUCGUGACUCCUGUACAAAGAAACUAGGCUUGGAGAAGAUUGGUGUCACAAUUAAUGAGAAGACCGGCAAAAUACCUGUCAACGACGCGGAGCAGACCAACCUGUCCCACGUCUACGCCAUCGGGGACGUUGUGGAGGGUAAACCCGCGCUCACUCCCGUCGCCAUACGGGAUCGGGUGAUAGGGUUCCACGUUCUCGGCCCAAAUGCCGGCGAGAUCACCCAAGGAUUUGCAGCCGCCAUAAGGUGCGGGCUCACAAAACAGCUGCUCGAUGCCACCACCGGAAUUCAUCCCACGUGCGGGGAGGUGUUCACAACCCUGGAAAUCACGAAGGCGUCGGGAGCAGACAUCACCCCGAAAAGCUGCUGA